Molecule: messenger RNA, 2001 nt
Organism: Hansenula ciferrii
Lineage: Eukaryota; Fungi; Ascomycota; Saccharomycetes; Phaffomycetales; Wickerhamomycetaceae
Product: Internalin-I
Exons: 1
Coding region: 1-2001 (666 amino acids)
Molecular function (GO): protein binding
Source: RefSeq, a predicted model, not a curated record
AUGGUGAACUUCACCGAGCUACCCACAGAGAUCCAUUCUUCAAUCUUUCAACAUUUAUACCCAUCAGAUUUCAUUAAGAUCAUUCAAAAUAUUCCAGAAUGGGAACAUUUAAUCACUCCAGAUAUGUUCAGGAUUGUUUCUAAUGAUUAUUCAAGUUUUAAAUCAAAAUAUGGACUAUCUGAUGAUUUCUAUUUGGAUUAUAAUUGUAACAUAAAUCCAAACGUUGAUCGUCAUCUUUAUCUUCAAUUACUUAAAGAUUAUUUUGAAAUUGAAAGAGAUAACUCAGUCUUGGAUCCAUCUUUAUUAAUGGGGUUUAAUGGUGCUUUAUUAAUUGAAAUUAAUGAAAGCGCCUGGGAAUGCUUGACCAAAUUUGAUGAUCAUUUAUUAUUACAUGAUCCUAUUGAACUUAUCUGGAAUACUACAAAAUUAGCUCGAGCACGUUUUAAGUUUCUCCAUGAUUUUUUCCCAAAUUUAGAGUGUAUUACUAGAUUGAAAAAACUCACAAUAAAUCUUGGACCUGAAAUAGGUUACCAAAGUUUUUUAGAAACACCAUAUGAAAUACAAGAUCUUCCAUAUCGUAUACCCUCCAAUAAAUUACAUAUUCCAUUUGUUAAAUCACUUCACCUUGGUUUUGAAGAAAUUAGAGGUCUUGGAGGUUAUUAUGGAGCACCUGAAGGUCUUGAUGAUGAAAUUAGAUGUCAUUCAAUCAAUGAAAUCAAAACUAUUAUGCCAGAUUUAGAGUCACUUAACAUGUCUUUCAAUGAUGUUAAUGAUGAUUAUGAAGAUGAGUCUGGAUGUACAUGGAGAUUUUUUAAUCCCAUAUUAGGAUUUGAUGAAGAUUGGGAAAUAUCUUCUGUGGAUGAAAGAUCUAAAUUAGAUGAUUUUUUUGAAACUAUAGAAGGAUCCUUAGAUUUUUUGAAAAGUUUCCAAUUAAGAUAUUUCCAUAAUAAAAAUUUCAAAUUGUUCAACAAUCUACAAGUAUCAAAUCUGGAAAAAUUGGUCAUUGAGUUUGCAACAAUUCAUUCAAUUAAAAAUUUAAAUUUACCAAAUCUUAAAUCAUUUGAAAUCAAUCAAUCUGUAAUUUAUGAAAUUUCAAAUUUGAAAUUAAAUUCUUUAGAAGAUUUUUCAAUUCAGAUUCUAACACCACAUUUUACAUUAGAAGAAGAACAAAAAAAUGAAGUACAUGUAACAAUUCAAAAUAUUAAAUCAUCAAGUUUGAAAAACUUCACUCUUUUUAGUUCAUUUAAGAUUAAAGAAAUAUCAAAUUUGGAUUUCCCAUCUUUACAAACCAUGAAAAUUCAUCCAACUAGUGAUUCAGCUAAUUAUGAUUCUUUUGAAGGUAUUAAGAAUUUAUCAUUCCCAAAAUUAGAAGAUCUAACUAUAUUUAACAUACCAUUUGAUAAUUUAUAUUCAUUGUUCCAGGGUUGUUCAGAUUUGAAACAUAUUCAUAUGGUGGCCUGUUCCUCUUUCAACAUUAAAAAAAUUAGAUCUCAAAAUUCAUUAGAAUCGUUAAGUUUAAGGGGUAUAGAAUCGUUACAAGGUUUUGAUGGAAUCUCAUUACCUUCUUUACAAACCAUGUGCAUAACAGCAGGAUGUGAAACUUCUUUCUCUAUGGAAAAUUGUUCAUUCGAAAAUCUGAAAACUUUAGCAAUUUAUACAGAAUAUCCUUCCAGUGAUUAUUCUUCCACUUUAACAUUCUUGAAUAAUGAUAUUCCUCAACUUGAACAAUUAUCAUUGUCAGGUUUUAAUAUAACUAAUCAUUUCUCCACUGAACCAUACCCAGAGCUAGAAGGAAUCAAAAUUGAUAGAAUAAAAUCAAUACAAAUUUCAGCAAGUAAUAAACUAAAAAUGCUAAAUCUUUGGGAUAAUUUCACCAGUAUGAAAAUAGACAAGAGUGAUGAAUUACCUAACUUACAAACAUAUAGAGAACCUUGUGAGGAUGAAUAUUAUGAAACCGUUUUCAAAAAGAGGAAAAUUGAACUAGGUGAAGAUGUUUACUAA